CUACCAGAUGCGAGGCUACUGGUGUUCUUUGUGCGGCUGUUUUAUGUAUGGUGCUGUGAGUUUGUUAUUGAACAAGAAUGUGAGUUUCUUAAUGUUGCGUGAAUUGAGGAACGAGAACGAUGUAUAUAGGUGUACGGGUGAAAUAACAGAAAUAUGCAGUCAACAACUUUACAAAUUUUUUUUCGUGUCGUUCAUAUAGCCCGAUUAAUUUUAGGCACAUUCAUGCUGGAUAAGUUGUGCUAUAAAUGCGAAAACUAAAAGAAAUCGUAUCCAUGGUAAUAUAAGGAAAAGAAUUUUUUUACAAUUGUUGCUUUCUUCCAAGCUAAAUCGUCUUGUUCAUCUGAGCUCUAAAGUAACUUACACCCACAAUAUUCAUUAUAAAUCCAAGAACGUACUUUCUUUACGAGAUUACGUUCACAGAUACUUGGACACCUGUUGGCGAAGCUUCGAAGCUCACCUAUUCACACGAGAUCCAUGUAAAAUGAGAUUGGACGUUUUUUUACAUUCGUUAAUAAUAAAUCGUCUCACAUUCCCAUUUUGCAUAGGGGUAAUCAAAAGUAAAAAUACUCACAGAUCAAGCUUAAAAUACUCCCAUAAGCCACCUCGCAAAGUUAAAAAUCCGACGACCUCAUUAAAAACAAAUUAACCGAUCUCACCGUAACCGAAUCCGUAAACCAACGCAAAGCGCGCGUCUCCCGCAUUCCAAACCGCGCGUCCUGAUCACUAAAUCCCACGUGAUAAUUUUACCAAGCACCUCUCGAUCACCCAAAAAAAAAUCUAAAAUCCAGUUACAAAUCGUCUCGCGUAUACACCCGCAAAAGCACACACAAAUCCCAAGCGCUGCAGUGAGGCCUUGUGCGUUUGUUCAGUUGUCCGGAAGGCGAUAAGCCACGCGCGCGUAUAAUACGCGUACACACGUUCCGUUCGAGCGGAAUAUUAGAAACAAAAAAUCUCGUCGACGGAAAAGAGUAGUGGAGGGGGGAACGACCGGAGGCUCGAUCCGCAGAUAUAGGAGCCAGAGUCGAGAAAAAAAAAGAGGAGUCGAGAGCGAGCCCGCGACGUCGCGGCUUUUUUUCAUUUUUUUGCGGGUGUCUGUGCGAAUAAAUACACGAGAUGAUCGCGACGAUGAAGCUCGUGGUGAUGGUGAUGCUCCUGGGGAUGCUGGACGGGGCGACGGUGAAAGCUCAGCUGAGCGAAGGUAGCGUAUGCAGCCUAGCAAGUGAAGGCGGCAUCUGCCGUUUAGUAGACCGUUGCCAACCGGUCUACAACGAUCUUCUCGCGGGAAAACGACCGGAAUACGUCUGCGGAUUCCAGGACGGUAUACCGAUCGUCUGCUGCCCAGAUGGCGGUCCACCGUUGGCCUUGACCACGACCUUGGGUCCUAUCUGGGGAACCACCAGACCUGUUACCACCACUACGAGAAGGACCACGACCACCACUAGGAGAUCGGUUACCACUCCUACCAGGAAUCCGCUCAUCAAUGCAAGGCCUGCACGACGAAUGUGCGCCGAAUACGCAAAGGAAGUAUACGCAUUGGUGGAACCACCAGUACUGGCUGGCGGUGACCAGCAGCUGGUGAACGUCUCGCUCUGCGCCAUCAAGUCCAAGAAACUGAUCGUCGGAGGUACCAAAGCCGACCCCAAGGAAUUCCCACACAUGGCCAGCAUCGGUUACAUCAGCGGCUCGCAGAUCCUCUGGAACUGCGGUGGUACCCUCAUAUCCGACAGAUACGUCCUUACCGCGGCUCACUGCACCGUCUCCACCGACUGGGGUAACGCGGAAUGGGUUCGCGUGGGUGACCUGAACCUUCGCAGCAACAGCGACGACGCUCAGCCGCAGGACCGUCGUAUCGCCCAGAGGAUCCGUCAUCCCAACUACAGGCGACCGGCUCAAUACAACGAUAUCGCUUUGCUGAGGCUCCAAAGCCCAGUGACGUUCAACGCCUACGUAAGACCAGCCUGUCUGUCGAUCCAGCCAAAUGCACCGGCUGGUACCAAGGCUGUGGCCGCCGGUUGGGGUGUCGUCGAUUGGUUCGAUGAAGAAGGAUCUGACAAUCUUCUGAAGGUCACACUACCAGUGGUGUCGUAUUCGACAUGUCAACAGGCAUACGCCAACGACGGGAACAGACUGCCCAAUGGCAUCAACGACCAAACUCAACUUUGCGCUGGUCAGGAGGGCAAAGACACCUGCCAAGGUGACAGUGGCGGCCCGCUGGUGGUCUACAGCGAGAACGAAGAGUGUAUGUACGACAUUAUCGGAGUGACGAGCUUUGGAAAGCUCUGCGGAAGCGUCGCGCCUGGAGUUUACUCUAGAGUCUAUGCCUACUUGGCCUGGAUUGAGAGCAUCGUUUGGCCAAACUUAGGUUAAGGAAUAUCUCUGAUCUCUUGGAAUGUCAGUUGAUUCAUAGCGCAAUAUAGAUGAAAAAAAAAAUCGAUUGAACGAAUAAUAAAUUAUUUUGGACAAGAUGAAUCGACUGGCUUAGACCCGUUUUAAUUUUGAAUCACGAAUUGUAUCAGUUACACGUUUGACUAAGUAUUGAAAUUACGAGCGUUUCUCAUUAUUUAAAAUAAAACUUAACUUUAUCUCAUUACUCAUUCUUAUACAGUUCAGUAUAGAACCUAAUAUCUUCAUUCUACCGUACGUGUAUUUUCUUUAGUUUUUAAGUUUUAUACAAGACACAAAAUACACUAUAAUGAACA
Molecule: messenger RNA, 2699 nt
Organism: Nasonia vitripennis (jewel wasp)
Lineage: Eukaryota; Metazoa; Arthropoda; Insecta; Hymenoptera; Pteromalidae
Gene: SP142
Product: serine protease 142
Exons: 6
Coding region: 1114-2367 (417 amino acids)
Biological process (GO): proteolysis
Molecular function (GO): serine-type endopeptidase activity
Source: RefSeq, a predicted model, not a curated record